AUGUUCAAAGCAGUAUGGUCGCAAUACUUUCCCCCAAAGCCCGCUUUCACUGAGACAAAUGUUCCGCCAGGCAGCCAGGUGGGCAAGGUGUUCAUCAUCACAGGCGCCAAUCAGGGCAUCGGCUUCGAGUUGGUCAAGAUGCUCUACCCGACUGGCGCAACCAUCUACCUUGCCGGCCGUUCACAGGAGCGUGUGACCAAAGCCAUUGAACAAGUUAUUUCUUCCACCAAGCCAGUGCCCUCCACACCCGCUACACUCAAAUACCUCUACCUGGAUCUAUCAGAUCUAACCACUGUUAAACCCGCCGCAGUCACGUUCGCAAGCCAGGAACAGCGUCUCGACAUUCUCUGGAACAACGCAGGUAUCGGCGGAAACCCAGAGGGCACGACCACGAAGCAAAACAUCGAAGGUCACAUAGGCAUUAACUGCGUCGCACCCUUGUUGUUCACUCAAGAACUUCUGCCACAACUACAGAAUGCAUCCAAGUCAGCAACUCCCGGCAGUGUGCGCAUUGUCUGGACGUCGUCGUUGAUGGUUGAGACGUUCUCCCCAAAAGGCGGCGUCGACUUCCUCUCCAUUGAAGCGAAGGCAACCACAAACUCCAAAAAAGACUACGCCGUGUCGAAAGCCGGCAACCUGUUUCUUUCUGCAGAGGCCGCUAAUCGAUGGGGCAAAUUCGGCAUUGUCAGCGUCUGUCAGAACCCCGGUAACCUGCUAACGAACAUUUACUCGCACCAGUCCGCGGCGCUGAUGGCGGUGUUGAAAUUGUUUCUGUACGAGCAAAAGAUGGGUGCGUACACGUUACUGCAUGCUGGCUUCUCGCUGGAUAUUUCGCUGGACAAUAACGGCGCGUAUGUGUGGCCGUUUGGGAGGACGAAGCCAAUGAUGAGGCAGGAUAUCGUAGAUGCGAUUGAGGCGGGUAAGGCGGCAAGCUUCUGGGAGUGGUGCGAGAAGAAGUAUGCGAACUUUGUGUAGGCAGCUCAGAGAAAGUUACGCGCUUUUGAGAAUGCUGCAAAACUACUAGUAGCAAAGGCGGAGGUAGAGAGCGAAAGUCUUGCUAGACUCUCUACGCUGAGACUUGCAUUGAAUGUUGCGCGCAGGUUUAGACGUAACAUGGCGCGGGAGAAAGACAGAUAUUGAUGCGAUCUCAGAUCGGUCAAUCACUUACCGGUAUGAUGUGAGGCGCAUGCAGGACGAAGCGGAAGCGGAAGCCCCGCUGCUCAGCCCCGCGACAUUUCAGCCCAACGUCCUUGAAUCAAAACAAAUCUCUCUACAACAGUUUCCGUCACAUGAGGCUUUAAGAGAAAACAGGCACAUCGUGUAUAGGCGACUGUCUGGCACAGCGGAUUAGUCUACAGGAUGGAUCUUAAUAGUAUACUAAA
Parastagonospora nodorum SN15 is the source of this 1382-nucleotide messenger RNA. RefSeq lists its product as hypothetical. The transcript has a single exon. Lineage: Eukaryota; Fungi; Ascomycota; Dothideomycetes; Pleosporales; Phaeosphaeriaceae. Bases 1 to 975 code for a protein of 324 amino acids. The record is from RefSeq and is a predicted model, not a curated record.